AUCUUGACAUCUUCCUGAGAUCAAAUCAAAAAACAUUUUCGUAUACUCUGAGCAGCCAUAUACCAUACGGCAGAGGCAUGAACAUGGACGAGCACAUGCACGGAAUGGGAGGGAUGGGACCAACGCAGCCAUCAACGAAUGGGAGCAUGACGAUGCAUCAUAAGAUGAUGAUGCACAUGACCUUCUUCUGGGGAAAGGACGCGCAGAUUCUCUUCUCAAGCUGGCCUGGAGGCAAAUCUGGCAUGUACGUGUUGGCCUUGGUCUGUGUGUUCGUGGUGGCUGUUUUCGUCGAGUUGCUCUCUCACACACGCUUCAUCAAACCUGGUUUGAACCAUGUGGUAGCAGGUUUGAUUCAAACCUUGUUGCAUGUCCUGAGGGUUGGUCUGGCUUACUUGGUCAUGCUUGCACUCAUGUCUUUCAAUGGGGGUGUCUUCCUUGUUGCUUUGCUCGGUCAUGCUUUGGGAUUCUUCCUUUGUAGCAUGGCCUUCAAAAAACCCCACCAAGAUCAGGGAUUUGAUCUUCCCCCAAUUUCAUGUUAAUCCUUUCCCUUUUUAAUUUAGUUAUAACAAUUUAAUCUUUUUUGGUAUUUUGUGAUGCUUGUUUUCAGUUGUAGAUGUAGUUUAUGCAAUAUGUUUUGGUUAAUGUUGUGAGGAUGAAUCAAUUAAUUUGCUGUCU
Abrus precatorius (Indian licorice) is the source of this 675-nucleotide messenger RNA. Its product is annotated as copper transporter 6-like. The record is from RefSeq and is a predicted model, not a curated record. The transcript has a single exon. Bases 78 to 539 code for a protein of 153 amino acids. Gene Ontology annotation, cellular component: plasma membrane. Gene Ontology annotation, molecular function: copper ion transmembrane transporter activity. Gene Ontology annotation, biological process: copper ion transmembrane transport; intracellular copper ion homeostasis. NCBI's taxonomy places the organism in Eukaryota, Viridiplantae, Streptophyta, Magnoliopsida, Fabales, Fabaceae.